This is a messenger RNA of Drosophila busckii, 654 nucleotides long. Its product is annotated as calmodulin-beta. Lineage: Eukaryota; Metazoa; Arthropoda; Insecta; Diptera; Drosophilidae. The transcript has a single exon. The record is from RefSeq and is a predicted model, not a curated record. Bases 61 to 507 code for a protein of 148 amino acids. Gene Ontology annotation, molecular function: calcium ion binding.
GUAACCCUAGCUACACACACACAUUUAUUUUUUCUAUUUUUUUUUGUUUCAAAAUUUUCAAUGGAUCUAAGUCCUCAAGAUCUUGCCCAAUUCGAACACGCAUUUGAAUUGUUGAAUUCCGACAAGGAUGGCAGCGUGACCAUCAAGGAUUUGAGCACAAUAUUGCGCAAGCUGGGCAGAGAUCCCACGGAAGCUGAGCUCAAGACCAUGAUAAACGAGGUUGAUCUGGAUGGCAAUGGUGCCAUCGAGUUUGACGAGUUUCUGCACCUCAUGUCGAUGAAAAUGUGCGAGGAGCCCAGCGAGGAGGCGCUGCGUGAAACAUUUCGCGUGUUCGACAAUGAGAACACCGGAUUCAUUGGCAUCGAUCAGCUGCGUGGCGUGAUGAUAGCGCUGGGCGAAACUCCUGGCGAUGAUGAGCUGGACGAGAUGAUACACGAACAUGACUUGGAUGGUGAUGGCAAAAUUUGCUUUGAGGAGUUUGUCAACAUGAUGACAAUGAUACUGUAACGAACUAUCGAUAGUUUAUCGAUAAAUAUAGUUCAAAAAUGCGCGUUUUGUGGUGCGACGAUUGUGGCAUGCCACAUCAAGUCGUGCGAUGUGCUUGCCACAAGCAGCGCAGCUCAAAACUCAAGCCUAAUUAACAUUUCUAUUUAU